Messenger RNA from Scophthalmus maximus (turbot), 1072 nucleotides. RefSeq names its product tripartite motif-containing protein 16-like protein. The transcript has 5 exons. Gene Ontology annotation, molecular function: protein binding. The record is from RefSeq and is a predicted model, not a curated record. Lineage: Eukaryota; Metazoa; Chordata; Actinopteri; Pleuronectiformes; Scophthalmidae. The coding region runs from base 81 to 785 and encodes 234 amino acids.
ACGGAGACUUUGCUCGGCCUUUCCUCUGGAUUCAGUGGAAGAAUUUGGACGUGGAUUAUUAGCACACCACCACCACCAAGAUGCCCAGCAGACCUAAUUCUGCAGUAAUCAUUUCUGAGAACAAACCAGGGAAGAAAAUUAAACCCAACAAGAAAGAGAAGAUCAAUGCAGAAAAAGUCAGUGUCUAUGUGCCGGGUAUCCCAGAGCCGACGAGCAGAGCUGAGCUCAUGAAAUAUUGGAUUAGUUUGUCUUUGGACGAUAAGACUGCCAACAAGAUGUUGUGGAUUUCUGAAAGCGGGUCUAAAGUGUGUCGCAGAACUGAGGAGGUCUGUCCUGUCCUGGAUCGACCAGAGAGAUACGAGUACUCUCCACAGGUGCUGUGCAAAGAGGCUUUGUGGAACAUGAGGGCUUACUGGGAGGUGCAGCACUCGGGCUGGGUGGUAAUCGGAGCCUCUUAUGAAGGAGCAGGAAGGAGGGCAGAUUCUGGGCCAAGCGGCUUGGGAGAAAAUGAGGAGUCCUGGGGUCUGUGUUGGUUAGGAUCGUGUUACCAGAUCUGGUUCAACGGCGUAAACAAAGACAUAAACAAUGUCCCGUACUGCUCCACAAUUGGAGUUUACAUUGACCAGCCUGCAGGGAUAAUAAACUUUUACACUGUAACUGGCGAGGGAGCAGAGAGGGAGGUUAAGCUGUUGCAUGGAGUUAAGACGAUAAUCGAGAAGAAGAUUCUUCCAGGUUUCUGGAUGGGAAUUCAGUCCUCGUGCAAUAUACUGAGGAAAACAGAAUGAACUGCUGUAACAAAUCUGUGUUGUUGAUGCGGCGGUCCUUAAUAGAUUUUAAACAAAUGAAUCACACAUGCAUCGGUUCUGUUUUCAUUGUGGGAAUUGCUUAACAUUGUACUCUUCAUAAUUAAUUAAAAUAUUUUUCUAUUUUCAUUUACUCUAUAUGCUUUUUUGUAUGAUAUACUCUGUAGAUUGUUCUGUAGCAUCAUGUUGGAUAUUGCAAAUGAUGUUUAUGAAAGUUGAGUGUCAUGUGACUUCAUGAAAUCUGAAAUAAAGCAUGUAUUCAAACCAAA